Messenger RNA from Clunio marinus, 557 nucleotides. The record is from the annotation of a GenBank genome assembly. NCBI's taxonomy places the organism in Eukaryota, Metazoa, Arthropoda, Insecta, Diptera, Chironomidae.
AUGGUUUCACUCAAGAAAAGAAAGAAGACUUGCAAACUCCGUGGUCAUGUAAGUCACGGACAUGGUCGAAUUGGUAAGCACCGCAAACAUCCAGGAGGUCGUGGUAAUGCCGGUGGCAUGCACCAUCAUCGUAUUAACUACGAUAAAUACCAUCCUGGAUACUUUGGUAAAGUUGGUAUGAGAAAUUUCCACUUGAACCGCAACCACAGUUUCGCACCAACAUUGAACCUCGACAAACUUUGGGCUUUAGUUGGACAAGAAAACAGAGAACGUGCAGCAAAAGAAGCAGAUAAGGUUCCUGUUGUUGACAUUGUUCAAUUUGGAUACUACAAGCUUUUGGGCCGUGGUCAUCUUCCGAAGAUUCCAAUCAUCGUUAAGGCAAAAUAUUUCUCUAAAAAAGCUGAAAAUAAAAUUAAAGCUGCUGGUGGUGCUUGCAUCUUAAGAGCAUAAGUUUUCACAUUCAAUCAAAAAAGUGUUAAGAACAUCUACACUGAAAACUAAUAAAAUAAAAAAAAAAUGAAGUUCGAUACGAAGAAGGAAGUUUAAUUCAUAAAAUA